AUGGCCGUAAAUAUCGCCCUAGAAACCACGAUGGGCACCAUAACCCUCGAGCUCUACACCUCUCACGCCCCCAAAACCUGCACCAACUUUGAGACACUCAUUCGCCGCGGCUACUACGAUAGCAUCAUCUUCCACCGGAUAAUCCCCAACUUCAUGUUGCAAACUGGUGAUCCCACUGGUACCGGACGCGGCGGAACAUCCAUCUACGGAGAAAAGUUCGAAGACGAACUGUCCCCCCCUCAGGGUCAAAUCUCCCAGUGUUAA
Molecule: messenger RNA, 264 nt
Organism: Botrytis fragariae
Lineage: Eukaryota; Fungi; Ascomycota; Leotiomycetes; Helotiales; Sclerotiniaceae
Product: putative peptidyl-prolyl cis-trans isomerase-like 1 protein
Exons: 2
Coding region: 1-264 (87 amino acids)
Biological process (GO): protein peptidyl-prolyl isomerization
Cellular component (GO): catalytic step 2 spliceosome
Molecular function (GO): peptidyl-prolyl cis-trans isomerase activity
Source: RefSeq, a predicted model, not a curated record